Messenger RNA from Selaginella moellendorffii, 2359 nucleotides. Its product is annotated as jmjC domain-containing protein C. The coding region runs from base 269 to 1384 and encodes 371 amino acids. NCBI's taxonomy places the organism in Eukaryota, Viridiplantae, Streptophyta, Lycopodiopsida, Selaginellales, Selaginellaceae. The record is from RefSeq and is a predicted model, not a curated record. Gene Ontology annotation, molecular function: 2-oxoglutarate-dependent dioxygenase activity. The transcript has 16 exons.
UUUAACGUUAGGCUAUGGGGGAAAAUUGGCGCCCACCGUCGAGGGACGAAUUCCGGGAGAUGGCAGCUCGAAACAUUCCCGAGGUUUUUCCAGGGAUUCUGCGGCAAUGGCCCGCAUUUGAGCGGUGGAAUCCAGCCACUGGCGGUGUCGAACAUCUUAAGGAAAUCGCAGGAGAACCUCUAGUGCAAGCAAUGGUGAGCACCGAUGGUUCUACGGUGAUAUUAGAAGCCAUGAAAGAGUGGCGUUGCCUUUCAGAGAAUAUCUAGACAUGGUUUUGUCACCUGGAGAGCACAACGAUCAGUUUUAUCUGGCACAGGUUCCUAUACGCGUGAAAGACUCAACGGAGAAACCUCCGCUCGCUUCUCUGGAAUCCGAAAUCUCCGUGCCAGAGUUCCUGGACGAGGAUGCGGUCUCAAACAUCAACCUUUGGAUGAGUUCGACGUCUUCUCGGUCAAGCAUACAUUAUGAUCCAUACCGCAAUGUGCUUGGAGUCGUGAUGGGUCAGAAGAAAGUUACUCUGUGGCCUCCUGAUGCGGCGCCAUACCUGUACCCCAAGCCACUGUAUGGAGAAGCUUCGAACCAUAGCGAGGUGAACUUUGUUGAACCAGACUACCAGAAAUAUCCACGCUUUAGAGAUGCAUCAAAACACAGUCUGGUUCUGGUAGUCGAUGCUGGCAGUGCAGUUUUUAUACCAGAGGCUUGGUUCCACCAAGUGGACAGUGCUGCUCUAACCAUUGCCGUAAACUUUUGGUGGGCGUCUAAACAAUCUUACGCAUUCGACACGCCCAUGGAUUCAUAUUACUUGCGGAGGAUUUUAAUGAGUCUUUUGGACGCCGAAAAGGUCAACAAGCAACAAUUGUCGAUGCAAUUUACUUAUAUUGUUCUACAGAGAUCGAUGCUCGGAUGGAAUCCUCACGUGGAUGUAGAAGGUGAUCUUGAUGACGUGCAAGGAGUAGAAGAUCUUACCGUGAACAGCUUGAGUUCACUAGAAACAAAACAACUUCACGUCAUACUAUCCUGCGUAGCGGUCGCAGUGAACAAUGGCAAUUGUGAGGACGAUCCUGUCGCAAAUGUGUUUCUAAAUACGAGCCCUCGAAGCCUUCGUCGAAUCUUUCUUACGAUGGUGACUACAUUUCCUCGUUCACUAGAAGCACUCGUAUUGCAUGCUCUCAGUCCUGUCGCUGCAGAACUUUUGACAAAACAGUUUGAAGAGAUGGACUCGAUUGCUUCUGAAGCAUCACAAGGAGAGUUCUACAAGCACUUUUACAGUGUUUUUGACGACUCCAGUGUCGCAAUGGCUGCGCUCCUCGAUAGGAAGGAAGCGUUCGCAUCAAAGGCUUUGGACAGUGUCAUGGAGAAAUUUCUGGGAUAUAAGCUUCACUGACGGUGAGCUUUUGUAAAUCAAUUUUGAAACAAGGCGCUUCUCAGGUAUCCUUUCGAGUACAUUUUAUCGAAUCGGGUCUCCUUUGGAUGCAGAUAAAAGCAGCUAGUGUGUAUUUAAAUGUUAAAGCUAACUGGCCCUAGACAGUCGUGAUGGGUUCGUUAGCAACUUCACUUGGGAUAGUGCUGCUGUCCCUAGCCGUAGCAGCUCUUCUAUCUUGGAAACGAAUUCCAGGAGCACCGGCUGAUUUUGUCAUCACGAACUGCAGUAUCUGGACUGCAGACAAGGAUGUUCCAUGGGCAGAAUCCAUGGCUGUGAGACGGGGAAGAAUCCUUACGCGUGGGCUGUCAAGAUAAGCGUUUGUUUUCCUCGGUAUCUCUAUUCACGAAUUUUCAUGCUUGUAGGACGUUGCCUGUUCUGAUACCGAAUUCCGUGAUCUCGAGGGGCAGUUUGUGGUGCCUGGUUUCAUUGAUUCUCAUGUUCACUUUAUUCCUGGGGGCCUGCAGCUACUAAGAUUGGAUCCUCAACACACACAUCUAGAGUUCACACAAAAAGUUCAACAUGCUGCUCAUGGGCUCGAGCCAAAUGAGUGGCUUCAAGGAUUUGGAUGGAGCAACGAACACUGGGGAGGUGAGUGGCCAGAUUCAUCCUGGAUUGAUAGUGUCACCGAAAACAAUCCGGUGUGGCUCAGCAGGAUGGACGGUCACAUGGGCCUUGUAAAUAAAGUUGUCAUGGAGAUUUGUGAUUUGAAGAGCGUUAAAGACGAUCCAGUUGGUGGGAGCAUUGUGAGAGAUGAAGAUGUUCCAACUGGUUUACUCGUUGAUGCUGCUAUGAUAUUGUUAACUUCUUGUCUUCCUAAACCGUCAUUGGAGCGGCUCUGGCAAGAGCAAGCCAGUAUGCUGUCUCUAAAGGCGUCACCUCAGUAGUUGACUUCGGAUCAUACUUUCCUGGUGGAUCAAUCAAAGAUUCAUGGAACGA